AUGGACAAUUCGCACCGGAGGAAGUGGGCAUCAGCUUGGAUUCUAAAGGCAAUGUCGAAACAUACGAUAUUUUGGACGACUCACAACACAGUCAUGCAGCUUAUUUUGAAGAAUUGGUUGCUUCAUUUUACACAGACGAAUGCAUUGUACAAUUCAGACAGAUGCUGGAUACAUAUUCCGAUGGGUUACAUUUGUUCGCCGCGCAAUCGCCAAUCACUGAAUUCCAUAAGGAUUGUUUGGGACACGAUGCCGAAGAAGAAAACGACAACAACAAUUUGGAGACAACAAGCGAACAGCAGUUAA
Molecule: messenger RNA, 303 nt
Organism: Prorocentrum cordatum
Lineage: Eukaryota; Dinophyceae; Prorocentrales; Prorocentraceae
Source: the annotation of a GenBank genome assembly